Messenger RNA from Pyricularia pennisetigena, 831 nucleotides. RefSeq lists its product as uncharacterized. Lineage: Eukaryota; Fungi; Ascomycota; Sordariomycetes; Magnaporthales; Pyriculariaceae. The record is from RefSeq and is a predicted model, not a curated record. The transcript is spliced from 2 exons. Bases 1 to 831 code for a protein of 276 amino acids.
AUGUCUUUGGUUCCUUCCAUCACACAGCAGACCAAUGCCGUCGAACCUGUAAAGUCUCACAACCAUGGGCCUAGGCGUAACACUCCCGUCCCGCUACCUUUUAUCGUUGGUUCACAACCUCCCGUCGCACCAAGCCAACAUGUGCCGGUCAACCAGCCGCUUAAAAUUACGACCUCUCAUCCUGCAUUCAAACCUAGCUCGAACGUUUCCAAAAGGCCCCGUGGAUACGAACAUGAUACCAAAGAACUGGUGGCUGCCAGACCCAUGGCCAGUGAUUCGAAUUCGGGACUUAAUCUAUCGCUACAUCAAAUAGACCAAUCGCACUUGACGCCAAGCUAUGGUGCUGACACCAAGCUGCAAACCGAGUCUGGAAACAGGCGGCAUUGUUUGGAAAAUCACACAGCCCAACUGCCGCUGGCAGCGCUGCCCCAGAAUCCAGUCAGAACUGCCCCAGCAGCCGAGGCUGCAUUCACAUUAGGGCAGUUCACUGAGCAUGUCACUCAUGCCGAACCUUCUGUCCUGAUUGGCGAUUCGAAAGAAAAUUCGUCUCCUGGUGUAACGGCAGCAGAGGCUGAUAAGACUGAGACUGGCGAGAGUCAACUCGUCGAAUCAACGGAUCGACCCACCAAACGGCAAAGAUUCUGUACAGGAUCCGAAGAACCGAUGGGUGCUUCGUAUCGUCCUGCGCAGUAUCAGCUGGUGGGGGAUGAAGACCCGACAUUGCCGACACCCAGCAAAGUGUUGCAAUGUUUGCUGCCCGCCGUAGCCGAGAACUACACGUCAGCAGCAAAGGCAGCGAACCGAGAUUGGCUAGAAGAUCUGCAAGGAUGA